AGCGUCUCGCUGUGCGACGUUGCCAACUGUAUUGACUUAUGUACGAACGAAGACAAAACGCGCGUGGUAAAACUUAAAGCCGGCAGCUCUUGUUAACACAUUUUGUGUUUUAACCAUUUUAUUAUAAAUUAAAUUUAAUUUCGCAAUCAUGUGGCAGACACCCUGUACAUUUUACUAAUAGUGUUGUGAAAAUAUUAAUUGGUGAGCAAGUGAAUAUAAGUGUUAAAUUUCAUUUAAGUUAGCUAAUAAAAGCUCGUCGAAUAAAUGAAUUGAGUGAACCUAACAAAAGACAUGCUCGAAACGUAAACAGGAACAAAGGAAAUUUAUAGUAACCGGAGCUGUGUAAGGAACUGGUUACCGAAAGCCCAAUAGAAGUAUGGGGGAACGGGGCGCGACGGGAGGCGCUUGGGGUGCGCGCGACGAUGCCUCGUGGUGGUCGAAUGCUUCUGGGGAAAUACAGAAUCAACAGCAACUAAAUGAGGAGAUAGCUAGAAGUACUGCUUCGGCUACUCACCAGCUGUACACCUACAAAGUUGCUGGGGGUUUUUCUAAUAACAGUGGAGAUACCCAGGCUCAAAAUUUCGAUUAUCGCUUAAUGACUUCAGCCAACUCCAGAGACGAAACUCCGCAGCAGCCAUGGUGGUUUGCCUCUGGAUCUGACCAGCAGCAACGUUCAUCACCUACGCCUCAAAAUCAGUCUAGUCCAGACUCCGAACACAGCAACCAACAGGGUAACGGAAUUCAAAAUAUACAAGAGCAACAACACAAUCAGAUUCAACAGCACAGUCAGUUGCAGCAGCAACUCCAGCAGCAGCAGACUUUACAGCAGGCGUUGCAACAGCAGACACAGAGCUUGCAACAGUCAAUACAACAGCAGACACUACAGCAAAUGCUACAGCAGCAACAACAACAACAACAACAACAACAACAGCAGCAGCAACAGCAGUCACAAGCUCAGCAACAACAGCAACGGGAGCAAUCAAUUGACCAGCAAAACACACAACAAAGUAUACAAAUACAAGUCAGCCAAGCACAGGCACAAGCUCUGGUGCAAGCACAAGCUGUUCUACAGCAACAAGUCGCACAGACUCUGCAACAGCAGCAACAAACAUUGCACGAACACAUUCAGGCGGUCCAGCAGCAACAGAUUCAAGCCGCUCUUCAACGACAAUCUGCCAAUUUGCAGGAGUUGCAGCAGCAAGCUCAGCAGCAGCAGUCUCUUUUAAAUCAACAAACAACUGUUACUAAAACAAGGAUGCCAAGGGCCAGAGCCUACAAUAAGCCUCGCGGACGUAUGACGGCCUAUGCAUACUUCGUUCAGACUUGUAGAGAGGAACACAAGAAGAAACACCCAGAAGAAAAUGUCGUUUUUGCCGCUUUCUCAAAGAAAUGUGCUGAAAGAUGGAAUACGAUGUCAGAAAAGGAGAAACUAAGGUUUCAUGAAAUGGCAGAGCAAGACCGGAAGAGAUAUGACAUUGAGAUGCAGAGUUAUGUACCACCAAAGGAUAUUAAGGUGCGGGGGCGCAAGCGUCAGCAACCAAAGGAUCCUAAUGCACCCAAAAGAUCGCUUUCAGCAUUUUUCUGGUUCUGCAAUGAUGAGCGUUCAAAGGUAAAAGCCAACAAUCCAGAGUACACAAUUGGUGAUAUAGCCAAGGAGCUCGGUCGGAGAUGGGCGGCUGUGGAUGCAGCCACCAAGUCUAAAUAUGAACAGCUAAGUGAACAAGACAAAGCCAGAUAUGAUAAGGAGAUGACGGCGUACAAGAAAGGACCAUUGGCUUUAAAUUUAGUCCAGCAACAAGUUCAACAAAUAGAGGAAGACGUCGGAGAGUAUGAAGCGGAGGAUGAGUACAAGUGAAUAUAACAAGACACCGCUGCUACCCACACAAAUUGAUUUAAACAUCCACAUGGUGACAAUACGAAAGCAAUCAUUUAUAAAGUCUGGUCGCUCCAUAGGGAAAUUUGCCCAUUGAUAUUGUUUGUCUUUUUCACUGGUAUUCUGCUAUAUUGUGACAACUUGAUACUCAUAUUUUCGCGCAGAGACAAAAAGUUACAAAUCAAUGGCUGAAUUUUUCUGUCCGCCACCGGACUUUUUCCUUAUCAAUACUAAUUCACAGUGUUACCAUCGUAAGCAAAGUUUUUUGAAGGAACAUCGUUUAGAUAUAGCAGGUAUUCUCUUCAACUUUCUGUACAAAUGUUAGAAUCGGAUUAUAUAGGUACAUACUCAGUGGUACACACAAUUUCGAACGCUUGUUUCAUAACCAUGCUUUUUACGAAGAUGUAAGACUUUAGUUUUACUAUCAGGGAAUUCAUAGGCAGAUUUAUAAUUGAAACGCAAAACUGACCGUUUGAACGCGUGAUCGAGACCUAUCAAACAGAAAGCUGUUUGAUAGGUCCCUAGCCCUGGGCGCGCACUAGCGGCCAAGUUGCGGCGGCCAGGCCGCUGCGGCCAUCGAAAUAUAUACCUUUAGUAUGAAACCGCCAUAGACGACGCGCACCUGGCCGCAACGCGACCA
Aricia agestis (brown argus) is the source of this 2513-nucleotide messenger RNA. Its product is annotated as high mobility group protein DSP1-like. Lineage: Eukaryota; Metazoa; Arthropoda; Insecta; Lepidoptera; Lycaenidae. Gene Ontology annotation, biological process: regulation of transcription by RNA polymerase II. The transcript is spliced from 6 exons. The record is from RefSeq and is a predicted model, not a curated record. Bases 377 to 1855 code for a protein of 492 amino acids. Gene Ontology annotation, molecular function: DNA binding, bending.